AUGAAGUCGGAAACGCAAGUGUCGCAGCGUGCAGUGACCAAUCCGCAAUCUCCUAAGAUAUUUCCGCCCAAAAGUUCAACCCCAAACAAGAAACUUUCCCGGCCUUCCACUCCAGGAUCACGGCGGAGCUCAGCUAGGCAGACAAGAAGUACGCCGAGCACAAAGCCAUCCGGGAGUUCUAGAGGAGUAAUACCCUCACCAGCGUCGGUGUACGAUAUCCCACAAGACGACCAGCCGGAUCAAAGAAGCCCAAAACGGCGGCGCAUAACAGAUGCAGCCUUGCAUACAAGCAGUCCGCAUAGCGAAUCGCGUAGGAUCGCCGCUAUCACAGAGACAAUCGAAGAGCUGAUAGCAGGUCAGCAAGCCCUACCCACAGCUUCUUCAGAACUUAUUCAUUCCACACCAGACGCUACUUUACAGCCUAAUGAACCACCACAACACCAAACACCGUUGCCCUCGAAUGCCCCACCUGGACACACCCCGUUACCAAACACCGUCAGUCCGGACAAUAACAAUCGGGACAACAAUUACCAAGAAACCAAUGAAGAUAUCCAAGCUCAGCGUACACCUGUCGCGCAACGUAGGCGGAAAAAGAGAAAAUCUGUUCGAUUACCUCCGAAGAAUCAUCAAAAACGGCGUUCCCAAGUCAACACUGGAAGUUCCAAAAAAACAAGCAAAAAUCUGGAGCCCAAUGAGGCCUUGAAUAAUGCAGAACAACCUUUUGACCAAGAUAAAUCCCGAAGUCCUACCGUACGGCGCUCAUCUCCUCCCAAGGAAAGGCACACGAGUGUGAAUCCUGAAGUACACAGGCUAGACUUACAAGAGGAAAGGGAGAAUGAUUUCCCAAGAAAUUUGGAACUACAAAACGAGGAAGGGGAGAGAGACCAUGGGUAUGAAGUGGACGAAGCUACCCGUUGGCGAGCUCCAGAGGGAGAGCAAGCAUACCAUCCAAUAGAAUCUCCCCAAAAAGCAGAACAACCUGAGCGAAGGAGGAAAAGAAGGAAAAAUGCGACCCGGGCGCCCGCAAGUGACAAAGAACCUCUCCAACACCAUAAAGAAUGGCCGGAGUCUACGCAGCCUGGACAACCAGAAAACACGCGGGCGGUCAAACCCAGACGAGGUCGCAAAAGGCGGAGUCGCGGAUCGUCGAAAUCGUCGGGAGAAGCUUUUCCAGACGAAGGUACUUCAAGUAAAAGUACCAUCCCCGUUACCGUUCAUCGUAUCUGCAACAUCUCUGCCCUCGAGGACAUGCUUUCUGAUAAGUCCAAUGUCUCCGAUGAUGAACAUUCGGGCUCCCACAACGCGACCAGGGAUCACAAAUAUCUAAACCGUAGAGGCAUUAACGCUGCUGACGUCCUAAGUCAAAUUUGUCAAGAAACACUGGAAAAGACCAUCUCUACUCUCCAAACAAAUAUUGACCGGGAAUUAAAUACUACCCGUGCUAAUGAAUGGAAACGUAAGUGCAAAGUUGUGCAAGAUUUUCGCUCGGAGUUGGAAAACUCUUUGUUCGGGAUUAGCGAGCUUCUUGAAAGCAAUCUCGCUCUUGCUGCGCGACUAAAAAGGGAUAAGAAGGAGGUGCUUAAUUUAAGGCACCGGCUAUUGAGCUUACGGAAGGAAAGAGAGGAGAUUGCUCUUCGAAUUGACAACGUACGGAAUAAGUAUGCGGACGAUGAAAGUGAAAGAAUGGUACAAGACUCACUCAACAACUCUAUUCACGAUCUCCAACUGGCUCUUGACCGAAGCCAUAAACGGAAAGAUGCCACGGACGCCAAUCCAUUUGCUGGUCUGGAAUUCCUCCUCCGAACAGUUGCUCAAGACGUUAGCUCCACAGCAUCGGACUCGCGAGGAGGCCUUUUGAACCAGGUCAAGCAAUUUAAUAACCAAUUAGAGAAGACUGCGGCUUUAUUACAACAGAACCGACAAUAA
Messenger RNA from Coccidioides posadasii C735 delta SOWgp, 1926 nucleotides. Lineage: Eukaryota; Fungi; Ascomycota; Eurotiomycetes; Onygenales; Onygenaceae. The record is from RefSeq and is a predicted model, not a curated record.